Molecule: messenger RNA, 1564 nt
Organism: Owenia fusiformis
Lineage: Eukaryota; Metazoa; Annelida; Polychaeta; Sabellida; Oweniidae
Source: the annotation of a GenBank genome assembly
CUCUGCACAUGUAUGCAUUUUACUUCCUGGUCUGAAAUCUACAUUUUCACAUAAUUUUAUUUACCAUAUGGAUUUAUACUGUAGUGGUUCAUGUGGUUGGGUGAUAAAUAAGGUCAAACAACAAUUAGAUCUUGAGACUAAGAACAGGGAACAGCAAAGUUGAAGCUAGAUUUGCCAAAACAGAGCAGACCUUGCAAAGAUGAGUGGGUGGUUUGAUUAUGGGCGUAGCAAUGGGGGACCUACCCUUUACUCUCCAAACAAGACGGCAGUGACGGUAGAUGUCCUUGAGGCUGGGUUCAUAUUUGCAGUUCUCAUAGUGUUUUUUUCCUUCCUUCUUAUUCUUCCUGGUGUCAGAGGAACUGAGAGAGUUAAAGUUGCAAUAAGAAUCACAGUGAGCCUGUUUAUAGGUGCCUGUAUAAUGAUAUGCAACUUUGGCCAAGAAUGGGAAGUUGGUCAUAUCAAAACACACACUCAAUAUAAAGCUGGGGUCAGUGAUGAGAUUGAAGCCAACAUUGGAAUGAAAAUAGGUCUACGGAGUAUCAACAUCACAUUGAAAGGUGAUCCAGUAAGGCAAGAAAUUGCAAACAUAACAGAGACAAUCAACUACAAUGAGAGGUUUCAUUGGUCGAACCCUUGGGGCCAAGGACGUAGGGGCUUCAGCCAAUUUGCUGGCAACAUAAACCAAGAAUACAGAGCUGCCAACUUCAAAGGUCUCCCCUAUCCUAUACUAUGGAUAGCUGAGUACUUCGUAUUUGAUGGGGAAGGUAUACGUUGGGGCAGAUACUACAGAUGGUCAGGCUUCUACUCACACAUCAUGAUAUGGUUAGCGUUUCCUCUGUGGAUUAUUGCAAACAUCUUAUCAUUUAUGGUGAUACGUUACUCAAGUUACCUUCUGGGAAUGACAGGUGGAUGUCUUCUUAUCGCCAACAUUGUGUAUGCAUCUGUUCGCAAUCCAACAGAUCUCACGAUUCCAUUUGAAGAUGAUAUAAUGAAAUUAGCUUGGGGUUGGACAUUCUGGCUCAACUUGGUUAAUGGUAUUAUCUGCUGUAUUAUAGCUAUUGUCAUGUUCCUGAUGGACAUGUUAUGCCAGGACAAAAUUGCAGAGUUCUUUGGAGUAGACCCUUUACAGGACUAUGAGGAAUAUUAUACAGAUGGCUCUGAAGGGAAAUCAGGCAGUGAGAGGAAAAUGGCCAAGGCUGCCAGUUCACAAAAUGGUCAUGAUACAAAUGAUGAAGCAGCUAUAGGGGAUGCGACAAAUAAAAGAGAAUCUCAGUUGCAACCACACUAUAGAAGACGGGGAUUUACCAUCACAAGCAAACAGGUAAAAAAGAGCUUACGUCGACCUCGUGCAGCUCCACGUCAGGGUGAAGUUAACAAUGGAAUUGGCUCUAUAGAGGAAGAUGAACAAAUUACAAGUAAUAUGUUGGACAAUUCGUCAAGCGUAUCAGGAGAUGGAGAGGGUGAACUGUAUGAGAAUGCGGAUCAGUUUGCCAAACAUCAGCAGCAACAGCAAAGAACAUUGGAUGCUCAGAGUGGGGUAUACAUAGAGCUGUCAGACAAAUAA